This is a messenger RNA of Trematomus bernacchii (emerald rockcod), 2669 nucleotides long. Its product is annotated as LHFPL tetraspan subfamily member 3 protein-like. The transcript is spliced from 3 exons. NCBI's taxonomy places the organism in Eukaryota, Metazoa, Chordata, Actinopteri, Perciformes, Nototheniidae. The record is from RefSeq and is a predicted model, not a curated record. Gene Ontology annotation, biological process: sensory perception of sound. Bases 599 to 1570 code for a protein of 323 amino acids. Gene Ontology annotation, cellular component: plasma membrane.
GAUGCUGUCAUAAACCGGAGAAUAAAUCUCGUUUAACGAUCGUGAAGGGGGCCUUGGUAUUUUGUGAAUGGUUUUAAUGGUUGGCUGCGUUAAAUUGUAAGUACUAUUUAAUGUGUUAUCGGCUUAAACCUCAUUCAGAGGCAUCAUAGAACACGGUUGGUGCUAUUUUUAUUUGCGCAUCUCGCAUUGUGAAUCCGCGCUCGGCGUGAAUAAUACAUUUCUCUUUCACUCGGGAGGUUUUUUUUUAGGUUUUCCAAGGGCAUCAGUGAGCGGCACGGUGCGGCAGGGAUGUGCACUUCUCACGGAUAGACGGAGUAAGAGGAAAGGAGCCCGUUUGUGCUGCUGUAGUCUUUGAUUUGAUCAGAUUUAUCCGUGAUAUCCAGGCUCUCUGCUAUAGCUCCCCUCUCGUUCAGCGCCUGGCUGUAGGAUGAGACGUCAUGAGUUGAUCUGACAGAUGUUGCUGUGUUGCACAGGCAUAGAUUAUUCGCGUGCUCUCGCUGUUUUUUGGGGUAUGAUUGUGUAAAACGGGGCGUGCGAUUAAUGUUAAAAUCCUCGCGUCGUGCUCGCAACAUUCAUUUAAUUUUCGGGAUUGCAUAAAAUGAUACCAGGAUCUGCCGCAUCAAUGCUACCGUCUGCAGAAGCUGCGAAACUGUACCAGACCAACUAUGUCCGCAACUCCAGUGUCAUCGGACUCCUAUGGGCCAUCUUCACCAUCCUGUUCGGCAUUGUUAACGUGAUCAUCUUCUCUCAGCCAUACUGGGUUGGAGAUGGCGUGGAUACGCCGCAGGCCGGCUACUUCGGCCUGUUUCACUUUUGCGUCGGAGACGGUAUCUCCAGAGACGUGGUCUGCGAGGGUAGCUUCACCGAGUUCGCUGCUAUCCCCUCCACCGCGUUCAAGGCCGCUUCCUUCUUCAUCGGUAUGUCCAUGAUGCUGAUAGUCGCCUGCAUCGCGUGCUUCAGCCUCUUCUUCCUCCUCGGAACCUCCACCGUCUACAAGAUCUGCGGUUGGAUGCAGGCAUUAUCAGGUGUCUGUCUGGUGCUGGGCUGUAUCAUCUAUCCUGAUGGUUGGGACAGUGACGAGGUGCGGAAGAUGUGCGGGGAGCAGACGGACAAAUACAGCCUGGGAGCCUGCUCAGUGCGCUGGGCCUACAUCUUGGCCAUCAUGGGCAUCCUGGACGCUCUCAUCCUCUCCUUCCUGGCCUUCGUCCUCGGGAACCGGCAGGACGGACUCAUGUCAGAAGAGCUGCUGGCUGAGAGCAAGGUACCCGUCAACCCUCAACAUCAGCUUAGCGGAGAGAGGCCAUCCAGUUCUGUGGAGGAGAGGAAUUCUGUGGAACCAGCCAGCCUGCCUUUCACAUCAACCUGCCAAAUACCCAGUGUACCCUACCCUCAAAGUCCAUCCAUUUUGCUUGCCGUCCCCGAAUCGUCCCCAGCACUUAGAUGGAGCCCGAUGCACUUCUACCCCAAUGUGUCUACAGACCUCACCCUUGCACAACAUUGCAUAGACCAUGGCAGGGGCAGAGACUGUUAUUCUACCGAGAAGUAUACAGACUUCCCAUUACCUACCUGAGAAGGCACAGGGUUGACAUUGUACACCUGCAGUACGAGCACAGACACACACAGACACACAAACAAACACAAGCCACCACACUCAUAUGCACAAACACAGCUCAACGCACAUACAGUACAUUUGAAGAAAAACAUUGAAAAACUCUGUAAUUACAAGUAUUAAACUAUUUUAACACUUAGCCGUGUGUACCACCGUCAGAAUGUGUGUCAUGUUUUAUUUGUGAGAAAAAAAAGAAACUGUUCAUUUUCAGAUAUUAUCGAGUUGAUGUAAAUCUAUUGUGUUUCAUAUGUAAAGUUUGACAAUGAAAGAUUGAAGUUUCUUUUUUGCUCAUACACCCCAUUGUUCUACUUCAUUUAAUGGAAGAAAAAAAAAUAUUUAAGAUAUUUUGUAUAAGAAUAUUAUCAUCUAAAAGAGAAAAAAACUUGUAUUUAAAAGUAUGUACAGUGAAUAUUAAAGAUGUUCUAGGAAUUUUAACUAAAUCCAUUCAAUGCCCUGCUAGCUAAAUUUGCACAGCGCUUCAGUUUGAGAAGAAAUCUGAUAUUUUAUAGUCUCUGGUAUCUACACUGUGAUGGGGCUAUAAGGACUGUGUGCUGCAGGACUCAUAGCCGCUGUGUGAGUGUGCUUCUGUAUGUGUGUAUGGAAGGUCUGUUUGUGUGUGAGUGAGUGUGAGUGAGUGCAUGCACAUGUGAGUGUUGGUGUGAAUGUGCUAUUAUAGUUGGCCUAAAGAACCAAUAUGCCAGCCUCACACACACAAUUGUUCUGUUGUGUAGCUAAAUGUGUGUGUCUCUGUCGUUGUCUCCAGCUCCCUCUUUCCGUUUUUCUCUCUUUAACUCCCCUUUUACUCGCUUUGUUUUGUUGGGACAUACAGGGUAACAUGAUGGAGUUGGAGUAUAAUGUAUAGUGACUGGUGUGCCUGAGGAGUGAAAUGUGGUGGUUAUGGAUAAGUAAGGCUGUCCCAGCGUCACCUGUGGAUAUUUUUCUGUGUAAAUAAAUAUUCUAUAGAUACCAAACAAUUAGCAAAUAUGGAGGAGGUUAAUCUAGAACCAGUAAAGAGAUUCCUUUAAGAAUAUAUGAAUUAUGAACACUUAAUAAAGGUUUU